Messenger RNA from Tinamus guttatus (white-throated tinamou), 2122 nucleotides. Lineage: Eukaryota; Metazoa; Chordata; Aves; Tinamiformes; Tinamidae. The record is from RefSeq and is a predicted model, not a curated record.
AAGGAAAGCCCUUUGCAAGCGUGGAAACCGAGCAGCCGGAACCAUGACCACACACGUCACGCUAGAGGAUGCCUUGUCCAACGUGGAUUUACUGGAGGAGCUGCCUCUGCCAGACCAGCAGCCAUGCAUCGAGCCGCCUCCGUCUUCCAUCAUGUACCAGGCUAAUUUUGACACAAACUUUGAGGACAGAAACGCCUUUGUAACAGGCAUCGCCAGGUACAUCGAGCAGGCAACAGUGCACUCCAGCAUGAAUGAGAUGUUGGAAGAGGGCCAUGAGUACGCCGUGAUGCUCUACACGUGGAGGAGCUGCUCCCGAGCCAUCCCCCAGGUGAAAUGUAAUGAACAGCCAAACCGAGUGGAAAUUUAUGAGAAAACGGUGGAAGUCCUGGAGCCAGAAGUCACCAAGCUUAUGAAGUUCAUGUAUUUUCAGCGCAAGGCCAUCGAGCGGUUCUGCAGCGAGGUGAAGCGCCUGUGCCACGCUGAGAGAAGGAAGGACUUCGUCUCUGAGGCCUAUCUCCUGACUCUGGGGAAAUUCAUUAACAUGUUUGCGGUCCUGGAUGAGCUGAAGAACAUGAAGUGCAGUGUCAAAAACGAUCACUCUGCAUACAAAAGAGCUGCCCAGUUUCUGAGGAAGAUGGCAGACCCACAGUCCAUCCAGGAGUCCCAGAACCUCUCCAUGUUCUUGGCGAACCACAACCGCAUCACACAGUGUCUGCACCAGCAGCUAGAGGUUAUCCCAGGCUAUGAGGAGUUGCUAGCUGAUAUUGUCAACAUCUGUGUGGAUUACUAUGAAAACAAGAUGUAUCUCACCCCCAGUGAGAAACACAUGCUCUUAAAGGUGAUGGGAUUUGGUCUAUACCUGAUGGAUGGGAAUGUCAGCAACAUUUACAAAUUGGAUGCCAAGAAGAGAAUCAACCUUAGCAAAAUAGACAAAUUCUUCAAGCAGCUGCAGGUGGUUCCUUUAUUCGGCGAUAUGCAGAUAGAACUGGCCAGAUACAUUAAGACCAGUGCUCACUAUGAGGAGAACAAAUCCAAGUGGACGUGCACUCAGAGCAGCAUAAGUCCCCAGUACAACAUUUGUGAGCAGAUGGUCCAGAUCCGAGAUGACCACAUCCGCUUCAUCUCGGAGCUCGCUCGCUACAGCAACAGUGAGGUGGUCACUGGCUCAGGGCUGGACAGCCAGAAAUCGGAUGAGGAAUACAGGGAGCUCUUUGACCUUGCAUUACGGGGACUGCAGCUGCUGUCCAAGUGGAGCGCCCAUGUCAUGGAAGUGUACUCUUGGAAGCUGGUUCAUCCCACAGAUAAGUUCUGUAACAAAGAUUGCCCAGGAACAGCAGAAGAGUAUGAGAGAGCCACCCGGUACAACUACACCAGCGAAGAGAAGUUCGCCUUUGUGGAGGUAAUUGCCAUGAUCAAAGGUCUGCAAGUGUUGAUGGGCCGUAUGGAGAGUGUUUUUAACCAAGCCAUCCGUAACACUAUCUACGCAGCCCUGCAGGACUUUGCCCAGGUAACCCUGCGAGAGCCGCUGAGGCAGGCGGUCAGGAAGAAGAAGAACGUCCUGAUCAGUGUCCUUCAAGCAAUUCGAAAGACAAUCUGUGACUGGGAGGGUGGUCGAGAGCCGCCAAAUGAUCCUUGCCUGAGAGGUGAGAAGGAUCCCAAAGGUGGAUUUGAUAUAAAAGUCCCACGGCGAGCAGUAGGACCAUCAAGUACCCAGCUCUACAUGGUGCGGACCAUGCUGGAAUCCCUCAUAGCAGACAAGAGUGGCUCAAAGAAGACGCUGAGGAGCAGCUUGGAUGGGCCGAUAGUCCUGGCCAUUGAGGAGUUCCACAAGCAGUCCUUCUUCUUCACCCACCUUCUCAACAUCAGUGAGGCGCUGCAGCAGUGCUGCGACCUGUCCCAGCUCUGGUUCCGGGAAUUCUUCCUCGAGCUGACCAUGGGCCGCCGCAUCCAGUUUCCCAUUGAGAUGUCCAUGCCCUGGAUCCUUACGGACCAUAUUCUGGAAACCAAGGAGCCCUCCAUGAUGGAGUAUGUUCUGUACCCCCUGGACCUCUAUAAUGACAGUGCAUAUUAUGCCUUGACUAAGUUCAAAAAGCAGUUCCUAUAUGAUGAAAUUGAAGCUGAG